This is a messenger RNA of Chaetura pelagica (chimney swift), 705 nucleotides long. It is a transcript of the gene ERP27, whose product is annotated as endoplasmic reticulum protein 27. Lineage: Eukaryota; Metazoa; Chordata; Aves; Apodiformes; Apodidae. Gene Ontology annotation, biological process: response to endoplasmic reticulum stress; protein folding. The transcript has 6 exons. Gene Ontology annotation, cellular component: endoplasmic reticulum. The coding region runs from base 1 to 705 and encodes 234 amino acids. The record is from RefSeq and is a predicted model, not a curated record.
AUGAUGAGAAGAAGGCAAGCUGGCACCAUGGUCACCUCAGUCUUCCCAUGCCUCUUCAUUAUCCUGCUCACCGGGGGCUCCCCAGCAGGGUGUUCUGGAGACGGUGGCUCUGCAUCCCACAGCAAAGCUGGCGCUGCAGAGAAACCUAUCCUGUUGAACAGUGUUGAGGAUGCAGAAGCCUUCAUCAGUGGUGCUGAGGUGGCAGUCAUUGGAUUCUUCCAGGUGGACAAUGACCGGAGAGAUCUGGAUAUGAAUGACAAAGAAGUUGAUGUGGAGAAGAUGACUCGUUUUGUUCGGAUGAAUGAGCUCCGUCUGGUCACAGAGUACAACCCUGUGACAGCAAUAGGUGUUAUGCAGAGUUCUCUCCAGCUUCACCUCCUUCUGAUCACAGACAAGAUGUCCCCAAAGCACCCUGAGCGAAUGCGCAAAUACCGGGCGGCAGCAGAGCUCUUCAAGGGGAAGGUUCUCUUCAUCCUGUUAGACAGCAAUUUGAAGAGCAAUGAACGAGUAGUGUCAUUCUUCAAUCUGAAGAAGUCCCAGCUGCCAGCUCUAGCUAUAUUCCAUGCACCAGAUGAGGAGCAGGAUGUGCUGACUGUGAAUGAAGUCUCUGUUGAGCGUGUAGAGGACUUCUGUAAUAAUUUCUUACAAAGACUAAAGAAGAAAGAAGAUGAACCUCAGGAUAAUGUCCCCAACGAGGAACUCUGA